This is a messenger RNA of Coturnix japonica (Japanese quail), 7410 nucleotides long. RefSeq names its product alpha-1,3-mannosyl-glycoprotein 4-beta-N-acetylglucosaminyltransferase A (gene MGAT4A). Lineage: Eukaryota; Metazoa; Chordata; Aves; Galliformes; Phasianidae. The record is from RefSeq and is a predicted model, not a curated record. Gene Ontology annotation, cellular component: endoplasmic reticulum-Golgi intermediate compartment; endoplasmic reticulum; Golgi stack. Gene Ontology annotation, biological process: protein N-linked glycosylation. Gene Ontology annotation, molecular function: acetylglucosaminyltransferase activity.
GUGUGUUCGCAGUUGAGGGGCGGGCAGUGGAGCGGCAGCUCCGGCUCCGGCCGAGGCAGCGCGGUGUGUGGUGUGAGCCGAGCCGCCCGCGCCCCGCGGCUCCCCCUGCCGGAGGCAGCGCACAGGUGAGAGGAAUAGAAGAGAAAGGACGUGUCGUUUGUGAGGACGCUAAGGAAGUUUACAGCGUUCUGGAAUGGAUUAAUUUGUGACGCCUUUGAUAUGUGAGAGCUCCGCUUUGCCUUCCCCUCGGCCUGGCUGCUGCUGGUGGACCUGAGCCGACGUGACUGCAGCAAGCCCAGCAAGACCGGUCCUCAUCACUAACGGAACGUAACCAAGUGUGAUGCUGAAAUGAGAUGAGGCUCCGAAAUGGAACUGUGGCCACCGUGUUAGUUUUCAUCACUACUUUCCUCAGUUUGUCCUGGUAUACUGCAUGGCAAAAUGGGAAAGAAAAGUUGAUUGCAUAUCAGCGAGAAUUUCAUGCUUUGAAGGAGCGUCUUCGUAUCGCUGAGCACCGGACUCUACAACGCUCUUCUGAGCUGAAUGCUAUCCUGGAGCAGUUCAGACGUGCUGUAGCAGAAACAAAUGGAAGUAAGAAUGCACUGAAUAAUUUUUCAGAUGAGACGCUGAAAUUACUGAAAGAACUAACAAGUAAAAAAUCUCUUCAAGUGCCAAAUAUUUAUUACCAUUUGCCUCAUUUGUUGAAAAAUGAAGGAAGCCUUCAACCUUCUGUGCAGGUUGGCCUUGGAAGGACAGGAGUUUCCAUUGUAAUGGGAAUACCUACAGUGAAAAGAAAAGUCAAGUCAUACCUUACAGAAACUCUCCACUCCCUUAUUGAUAAGUUGUCCCCUGAAGAAAAACUGGAUUGUGUUAUGGUCGUCUUUAUAGGAGAGACCGAUCUUGAUUACGUUAACAAUGUUGUUGCGAGCCUGGAAAAAGAAUUUUCUACAGAGAUCAAUUCUGGGUUGGUGGAAGUAAUAGCCCCUCCUGCAACGUACUAUCCUGAUUUGACAAACUUGAAAGAGACGUUUGGAGACUCAAAAGAGAGAGUGAGAUGGAGAACAAAACAAAACUUGGAUUACUGUUUUCUUAUGAUGUACGCCCAGAAAAAGGGAGUUUAUUACAUCCAGCUUGAAGAUGACAUUGUUGUCAAGCAGAAUUACUUCAGCACAAUAAAAAACUUUGCACUUCAGCUCGCUUCUGAAGAUUGGAUGAUUCUGGAAUUUUCUCAGCUGGGUUUCAUUGGUAAAAUGUUCCAGUCUCCAGAUAUCACUCUUAUUGUAGAGUUCAUAUUUAUGUUUUAUAAGGAGAAACCAAUUGACUGGCUUCUAGACCAUAUCCUCUGGGUGAAAGUGUGUAACCCUGAAAAAGAUGCUAAACAUUGUGAUCGGCAGAAAUCAAAUCUACGGAUACGCUUCAGGCCUUCUCUGUUCCAGCAUGUUGGCCUCCACUCCUCCCUGGCAGGGAAGAUCCAGAAACUCACAGAUAAAGACUUCCUGAAACCACUGCUGCAUAAGAUCCACGUGAAUCCACCUGCAGAGGUUUCCACAUCUUUAAAAGUCUAUCAGGGGCAUACGUUAGAAAAAACCUAUGUAGGGGAAGAUUUUUUCUGGGCCGUCACACCAGUCGCUGGGGAUUAUAUUCUAUUUAAAUUUGACAAGCCCGUCAAUGUAGAAAGGUACUUGUUCCACAGUGGCAAUCCAGAGCAUCCAGGAGACAUACUUCUAAACACAACCGUGGAAGUUUUGCCUUUUCAGAAUGAAGAAUUGGUAUUAAGCAAAGAAACCAAAGACAAACGCUUGGAGGAUGGUUACUUCAGAAUAGGGAAGUUUGAAAACGGUGUAGCUGAAGGAACGGUUGACCCCAGCCUAAACCCUAUUGCAUCAUUCCGGCUUUCAGUAAUACAGAAUUCAGCAGUCUGGGCAAUUCUGAAUGAGAUUCAUAUUAAAAAGAUGACAAACUGAUCGUCAAAGGGAUAAGAAGGAGGGAUAAGAAGGAAUCCUUGAAACCUUUUUCCUAUAAAGUCUGACAUCCUUAACCAGUCACAGAUUGCAAAUACUGAGCAUGCACCUUAUUCCAAAUUCUUCGUUUUCACUUGAACUCUACCUCUCGUGAAAUCUACUGUAGAUGAGAAGAUUGUAUUGACCCCUUCUUAUCUGAUCCAUCCAGAAACUGACGCUCCACACUGAUAAUGUUCAUCUGAGGCCUAAGUUGCCCUCCACUUCAACGUGACUUUACCAUCUUACGGUUGCAGAACCCUACUACGCUUAAUCUGUACUAUUUUGAUAGUAUGGUAAUAUAGAGAAGUUGUACAUAUUGUUACAUUCCUGAAAGAAGAAAAAUAUAUAAUUAUUGUUAAAUAUGUUUUAUGAAGGGGGUACUUUCGGAGUUUCAUUUAUUUUCUAUAACAAGAGCCCUCUUUUAUAGAUCGUCAGGGAUAUAUAUUAAAAAUGUUAGGGAUGUUUAAUUUAUUGAAAUAAUUUGAAAAGUACAUAUUUUUAUGCAGUAAAAUUUUAAAUUGAUAUAGUUUUUCUUAUGAAUUCUCUAGUUUAAGUUAUCUUUCUGCAUUUUUCUUUGCAGAUGCAAACAUAAAUUAAUACCAUAUUUCAAAUAUACUGCCAUGUUACAAAGGAAAACGACGAGUUUAAGUUUCCAAAUGACGUAGUUUUGUACACGGCAUUGGAAUUCAGUUCAGAGGCAUUUAACAGAGUUCUAAAGAGGAUUCUUCUUUGGAACGAUGGGAUUCCACUAUGUACAGUUUGUAGCCACACGAAGAGCAUGUUGAAACGUCUGAUUUCAUAUGAUGUACUAAACGUGCAGUGAUUUUAGAUACAAUAACCCAUUGCCUUUUAGAAGAGUUUUUCAACUCCAAACUGUUCUUUCUUAAAAAAAAAACAAAAGAGAAAGGAAAAAAAAAGAAAAAAAGAAAAAAAGAAGAAGAAAAAAACAAAACAACAAAACUUUUUAGACAUUUCCUAGCCUGGAUAAAUUCAUUUUCUAUACUGAAAGAACUAUUCCCCAGCUUUGCUUUGGAGUGACAGAAGUGAACUUCUUUCAAAAGGGUUAAUAGUAAUGAGACACAGUCAGUCUACAGAGGUCUUCUUUUAAGCAGUUACUGCAGUGUUUCCUUUAGAUACAUCACAGUGAGUAGCUCUGGUUUAUUUAUGUUUUCUUUUAUUGCUCAAAAGUAAGGUUUUGGAUUGACUCCUUCCGUGAUCAAUGUAAUAGCUUGCUCUUAUUAAACUAAGAAGUGAGUUGGGCCUCAAGUUAGUUAGUGCCCUGCCUUUUUGUUGCAGAGGACACAACAGUGAUCUUAAAUUGGAAACUGUCGGGAAAAGGGGUUUGGAUUAAAUCCGGAGUUGAAUUGUUGCAGUACUAAUGCUGCCACCGUUCUUAAGAGUCCUUCAGCCUAGGUGAAGGUGCUUAUGACACAGAUGUGGGAAGAUAUAAGUUAUAUGGUCAGAGAUGGUCAGGAAGAAGAGGCAGGGUUUCCUCUCCAGCAGGAAUGAAGUGCCUGAUUGAUGCUGGAAGGAGGCCUCUCCCUGCCCUGGGGAUUCUCAACCAUGCUGCGAAGCAGCCUCUCGAAACAGACAUCUCAAAAGCUGGCGCAGUUUUCCUUAUGAGGAGGAGCUCCCUUAUCCUCAGCAACUCUGUGGUCAGGGCACAGACGUGCAAAGCCUGCUGCAGGGUCUGUAAUCUAGGGUGAAGAUCUUGGAUUCAUGUCUCUAGCAGGAAAGUUCUAAUAGGUUUGGCCUCUCUUUAGUGACCUACUGUUAAGGAGCAGGAGCCUAGACCUGACUCCAGCACUGAAAGCUAAGAGCUAUCACCACUGGAAUACAGGCUCAACUUGUCUUUUCUGCUGCCUCCUUGGCUAAUUGUGUUGUAGCUUAGCCAGAGCAGCAGUACUUCUACAGACCAGUCACUUUGUCUGAGGACAUAAGGAAGAUAAGAUUUGUACACAGAAGUCCUAUGUAAAUGGACACGUUUAAGUUGAAAAAAUAAGAAACCUAUCAGGCAAACCUUGUUUGCUUUUAUUUGUCCUGAUUAUAUCAGAUGCUGUAAAUAAAAGUGAGGAAGGCUGGCUCAAAAUUCUACCUGAAUCUAGCCUGGUGUGCUGCUGUAUCCCAGUUUGCUGUAUGUACAAUGCCAUUCCAUCCAAAUAUUAGCCUGCAGUGGCUUUUUAUCACACAUUAACUGGCAUAAGUCAGUAGAAGAAGUAGGUUUUCUUCUCAGUUGUGUCUGUGAAUGAAUGAUGCAGGCAAGGCAGGCUUUAGCUACUUACUGUGGUUUUGAUUGCAUUAAGUACCAUAGUUUCUUAAAAUAAGUUGUUUUGUUGGUAGUGAUUGCUUUCUUUUUCCACGAGUCCCUAUGUUCACUGGUACCAUUUAUUGAUCAUGUGCUUACUGUCAAAGCAUUGCUGUUUCUAAUGUUUCAGUUUAAGAUGAAUCAUUGACAACAGAUGUAAUUAGAUAAACCCCUUUCAGCAUUCACUACCAUGCUGGGGGGUUACGUUUAGUUCUCAAGAACAUCAAGAUGACAUUUAUCAGAAGCAACAAAUUGACUAGAGCUCGAUAAAGCACAGAGGCUUUGGUUUUGUUUCUUCUUAAAGAUGACUGCAUUCUUAUUGCAUUGUAGCAGCAGGAGUUGGGCUCCCUUAAUGCUUACGAUCUUCUUGAGCUUACGUACUUCUGCAAUAAUUGUGCCACAAAUGAAGUUUUGUAGAUUCAGGUAAAUUCAGACCGAGAACUGCUUGGAAAUUAUCUCCACGGCGCUAUUUUGGGCUUUCCAAUUCUAAUCCUUAAGUCGGUCUAAUGAAGUGCAAGUCUCCUUCCUGGAAUUACUGCUGAAAUAAGAACGCUUUGGCUGCUUGGUUCAGCAGUCACUGCCUCAGGUACUCUGUGACGGGGUGUGAUCCACAUGGGCCGUGUAUCGCAGACGUGCCAUGAGUUAAAUUAUUACAAGAGUUCCUCUCAGCAUCUUAAACCAAUUACCUGGACAGAGUUUUUUCCUACAUUAAACUAAGUUUUAUUUUUUUAAGGGGUCUUAAAAAUCCCCUGUAGGUCAAUGAAUCUUAUAGUAAUCAAAUAAUGGCAAGUGUUUCAACAUAAACCGUGUUUCCCUGUGAUCCUAUUAGCUGCUUCAGAAAAGAUGACUUGAACCCAAAGUCACUAACAGAAGAAAAUCAUUUUUUGGUUGAAUUAUUCUUAUUGUCAUGUGUUGGAUGCCAGGUGGAGCAGCUGAUCAUGGCACCAGCUCUUUGGAGCUGAUCAUGGUUGCUCUGGAUCAAGGAAACACAGAACUGUCAGUGUAAUCUUGCCAUGCACAUUAGUGGGUAGUCCUACUGAAAACGAAGUAAUGUGAAUAGAAAAAAGCCCCGUUAGCACUUUUUAAACAAAAAUUGUUCUAAAACGCUGUUUAAGACUUUGUGCUUUAGUAGGCGUCCCAACAAUUUGUUGGUGCUGAUAGUAAAUAUUCCUAAAGGCACGUUGAUUCUUCCUGAAUUGAAACGUGGCUUAGGAAAACCAACUAUCAGACUCGUAGGCCAGCAGCAGACUGGACUCAUGUCCCAUGCUCCAGCUCUUUUGAAAGAAUUUUAAAGCAUCUUGAGUCAGUCAAGAGCAAAGCAAGUUACGCUUGGCCCAUACAGUAUAAAUCAUUCCUUGAGUGGGCUGGAGCGUGGGCAGUGCUGGGCAAAAUCAAAGGACAAUGUCACAUUUGUCCUUCUUUUGUUUCAGUCAUUUCAGUAGUGGGUGGGGUUUUGGUUUUGUUGUUGGGAAUGCUUGCUGCAAAAGAAGCAUUGUAGUAACUUGUAGGCUGCUUCCAACUCGUCAGAAUAUUGGUUUAAUUUCAUGGGAUUGAAAAAUUGGAUUUUUCAAACCUUGUCCUUCUGAACUACAUCAGCCUUGGGUUGUAUAUUUGUCCUUACAAGGAGGGAUGUGUUAUGAACAAGCAAAGGCAAGCAGCUGUAGAAGAAAGAAAAAGCCCAAUGCUUUCUAUCUUUACGAAAGGCUUUUAAGCAGCUGGUGUUUUCAGGCUACCAUCAAUUAGUGAUAUAAACACACACCCCAUACAGACAUAAUGAACUAUUCUUGGAGUGUUUUAGUUCUUAAGGGUUUUGCUGAUUUCUGCUGUGAACAGUGAGCAGCUACAACUUCAAGUAGCUUAACUGUGAGAACUAUAAAGCCUUGUUUUGAGGGGACGAACUUUUAUCUCUGAAGGCAAGGUACACAGGCCCAGAGUCCUCCAUUGAUUUUCAAUGGUAUUGUUCCAGAGGGCGCUAAAUAUGAAGAAUUGUCAGUGUUGAGCUUAAGUGGUGCUGGGAUUCCUUUUAGGGAAUGUAGUACAGUAAGGCCAUAGCUGCCUGCAGGACGGGAGCUCGUUAGCCAGGGCAGACUGGAAUCCUUAGCCUUCCUUGUGUCAGCGGUUCAGUGCUUUCCUUGUUCAAAAGGGGAACGUUGCUCAGUGUCAGCUGAGGGGGGAACACAAUUCUCUUCAAGCCUUAACAGUGGCUGAAACACACAGUACUGUAAGAUGCACUGCCAGCAUAUUUGGUAUUUUAAGACAAGAUAUAGUUUUUCCUUAGAGAUCAAAUUCUAGUAUUGAAAUACGAAGUCUUACUGUAUGCAGUUUACUCUCGCAUUGUUUUUGGAACCGAAUCCUAGCGCUCACGUUUCAUAUUGAACACAGUCUUAGGGAAGUCAUCAUCUUCAUUUUGCAGAAGGUGUUGUUUGUGAUGGUCAGUUUAUAUUCCUGCCUUGUGGACUUCACAGCUGUAGGCAUUGCCAUAAGCCUGCGUGGCCAAAUUAACUCGUACUUUCCUUCCAUUGUCAUUAACAUCCCACUUGUACUAGAGGAUGUAAUAAUACCCAUUGGACUUCUCUAGAUUAGAUUAAAGAAACUUGCUGCUAUAUUUGGAAACCUGGUAUGGGGUCAUGGUAAUUGUGCCUUGCAUCAAUGUUACUUCUGUGUGCCAGCAUCGUCCGUGUAUAUUUAAAAUAAUCAUUAAAAUAAAAUGAUUGAAAGUUCUUUCAUAAAAGGAGAGGACAGCUCUAUACCUGGAGCCAGAUGUUGCUUUACCACUGCAAUAUUAUUAACACUUCUACUUUCAUGCAGUCCCAAGGCAAGGUAUCCCAAUAUUACUCUUACAUAAAACUACUCUUUGGUGUCACUUAAAACCCAUGUAAUGUAGAGCUUAUGCCAGUACGUGCAAAAUAGCUGCAGUAAGAGUUAUGCUACAUAGACUUGUUGCAGUUAAACUUAAGUUACAGAUGUACAAUUGUUUGUAGGAAUGUACUGCAAAAGUAUUUGAACAAAACCGCUAACAUGUUUACUGGUGUAAAUAUUUUAAUAAAAAAAAGACUCUUCAAACUCUUUUUUACACAAUUAUCUACAAUAAAGAGAAAUUUACAACCA